Daphnia magna is the source of this 2441-nucleotide messenger RNA. Its product is annotated as E3 ubiquitin-protein ligase MIB2. The transcript is spliced from 9 exons. Gene Ontology annotation, molecular function: protein binding; ubiquitin-protein transferase activity. Gene Ontology annotation, cellular component: cytoplasm. The record is from RefSeq and is a predicted model, not a curated record. Gene Ontology annotation, biological process: protein ubiquitination. Bases 1118 to 1609 code for a protein of 163 amino acids. Lineage: Eukaryota; Metazoa; Arthropoda; Branchiopoda; Diplostraca; Daphniidae.
GCGAAACCUGAAGUGAAGUAGACGUCACCAUUGCAUCGCCGUCGUCAUCAUGUCAGCUUCACCUUCACCAUCACAACAGUCAGUAUUCAGCAGUCACCAGUGUUUCCAGAACCAAUGUAACUGGAUGGCAAACAGAUGCCGGUUAUCAUAUGGGCAUUCAUUUCAUUUUUAUACGCCUGAUUCGUCUAUGCAGGGCAGUAUGGUUUUAUUUUCUCUCUCUGUUUUCUAUUUAUUCAAGACUAUUUGAAACGUACAUGCACAACCAUGAUUGUUUCAAUCAGUCUUAUUUUCCUUCUUCUCUUCUGAAAUGAAACGAACAUGGGUAACCAUGUUUGUUUCAGUCAGAUUAGUUUAUUUUACUGUGUAAUGAAAUGAAACGAACAUGGGUAACCAUGUUUGUUUCAGUCAGUUUUAUUUCUCACAUUCUCUUCUGAAAUGAAACGAACAUGGGUAACCAUGUUUGUUUCAGUCACUUAUAUCACAUAUUGUCUUCUGAAAUGAAAUGAACAUGGGUAACCAUGUUUGUUUCAGUCAGUUUUAUGUGACAUAUUCCCUUCUGAAAUGAAACGAACAUGGGUAACCAUGUUUGUUUCAGUCAGAUUUGUUUCCCUUAUUCACUUGUGAACUAAAACAAACAUGGUUUCCCAUGUUUGUUUCAGUGAACAUAAUGUUUAAAAUUUCCUACUAUUUGCAUAGGAACACUGGGGGGGAAAUUAUUCUCACCUAAUCGGACGAUGGAAACUUCAGUAGCAUGUGCUUCAACGAGAAUUGAUUGCUACCAACCGCAAAGGAUAUCGCAUUCGAUAGAACAAAGUAAUGCAUUCGAUUGGUCAGCCGACGUUUAAUCCUUCGCUUUACAAUUCAUGGUCGGCCCAUGACAGUACGAGUAACAGGUAAAAAUGAUGGUGGAGAAGGAAAGAUGUUCAGGGUUGUUGAUUUGCGUGGUUGGGAUAAUGAAUCUGGCCGCAGCAUCCUGAUAGAGCGAACGCCAAAAGCAGCGGAAAGACUUCCCUGCAAGUUGCCUCUCAUCAGGGUCACACGUUCAGUGUGGCCCUGAUGAUUGGAUGAUUGGUUGCCCUGUUGAUUGGUUGGAUUCUUAUUGUCCAAAGGGGCAUCUAUGGAAAUUCCUGACGAUGACGGUGAUACAGCCUUACAUUAUGCCGCUUUUGGAAAUCAGCACGAAGUUAUGGAACUGCUCAUAAAAAAAGGAGCCGUCAUUGAUAGUACGAAUCGCGGACGCUGCACACCUUUGCAUGUCGCUGUCAAUAAGCAGUUUCCUGCUUGUGUUCAGAUGCUCCUCAAAUACGGAUGGGACGUCAAUGUUCAAGACUCGUACGGAGACACGGCCCUGCACGGUGCAAUCGGCAAGGAAAAUGCGGAUAUUAUAGAAGCUUUAGCUUCGGCAUCAGCUGUCGAUUGUACACUGAGGAACACGCGGGGUUUCAAUGUUCUUCAUCACGCCGCUCUCAAAGGGAAUUAUUUCGCGGCGGAGCGCAUUUUGAUGCGCAGUCGACAGCUGGUGGAUGUGAAAAAGGAUGACGGAUUCGCAGCCCUUCAUUUAGCUAGUUUGAAUGGCCAUGUUCAGAUGGCCUUUCCCCGAUUAAAAUGAAUCGGGGCCGAGACCUACGAGUGAGACAAAAAUUACCAGUAAAGGAGGAUCGCCCGAUCAAUCGUUGCCACCUUCCGUCGGCAUUGAAUGCAUUGUCUGCUGUGAAAAUCCGCCGGAUGUGCGUUUUGAACCUUGUGGCCAUGUCGUCACCUGUUCCAAAUGUGCCCAACGGAUGAAAAAAUGUUUACAUUGUUCUCAAAUCUAAUUCCGCGUUGUGCUUUCUUGCAGACGGCACCCCGAUAUCAAGCCAAUCGUCUCAACAGCCCAGCCAAGAUCACUUAAAAUAUUUGGAAUCUCGUAUCGCUGAAAUAGAAGAGGCUUAUACAUGUUCCAUUUGUAUGGAACGCCGAAGGAAUGUGGCUUUCCUUUGCAGCCAUGGUGCGUGUGACAGCUGUUCGCUCAACUUUCGCCAUAUGUGCCGAAAGUUGAUCGCACGUAAAAUCAAUCUGUAUUGAACAAAAGGAGCAUGCGAACAAUGUUAAAGAAGGGGUUGGUUCAGCUGUUUGUUCCAAGCGAAAGGAAGUAAGCAGCGCUUUGCUGCUACCGUUUCCAGUUCAAAUAGAAUUUACUUGGAAAGUCAUAUUUCAAAACUGCUAGAACGGGACCUCAGACUAUGCAUUGUUUGGCCCAUCCUAUCCGCACCUCAUUUUUGUGUAAAUUUUAUUCUGGUUGAAUUCAAUGUGAAGUUUUUGUCUGUCUUGAAUUUAGCAUGAUGAUUAUGUCUAGUUAUACUGGAUAUAUUGUUUGUGCCUUUAAAACGUUUGCAAAAAAGAAUGUUCUUAGAUCUGACACCAUGUGUUACUGAAUUGAUUAAAGAUCCUUGAAUAACUCA